AUGUGGUGGAAAAACUGUUUAGGUUUAUUAGUCUUGCUACAGCAAGUGACAUUCACUGUUGGUGUUGACACUGUUGGCUUUGACUACAAGCAAUUGGCUACCUGUGAAACAUCUGGAACAUGUAACAGAAAUAAGAUUUACGCUAAAAAUAUUGAGAACUCUAAGGCUAAUUACUACUCAAUUGAUGCUAACUCCAUAAACUACGAGGCAGGUUCGCACACUUUGACUGCCAAUGUUUUGAAACGUCUAUCUCGCAACGAAGACAAAUUUAUUAGUUUGCCAUUCACGCUUGAUAUCUUGGAAAACUCCGCUGUGCGCUUUACGAUUGAUGAAAAUAGACAAGACGCUGUUGUCCCAGACUUGUUGACAAAGAACAGAACUCGCGCUGCUUCUGAAUGGGCAUUCAACAACGUUGAGCCAGCUCCAAAGGGCAAGGAAAAGGUUGAAAUCUCCAAGCCUUCUAUCUGGAACAAGAACGAUGUGGUUAAAGUCCACGACGAUGAAGCUGACAUUCGCAUUGAGUUAUCAUUGUCUAAGUUCCUGAUCAAGGUUUACUACAAGAACCAACUACAAAUUACCGUGAACGAACGUUCCUACUUGAACUUCGAACACUGGAAGCCAGGUCCAGACCACACCAGAGACUUGCUACCAGAUGAGAUCGCUAUUAAUGCUACAAGCUUAUUCCAAACUGCUGCCAAGGAUACCAUGCCAUUUGGUCCUGAAUCUGUUGCUCUUGACUUCACUUUCCACAAGUACCAAAAUGUUUACGGUAUUCCAGAACAUCUGGACACUCUAAGAUUGAAGGACACAAGUGCAGGAGAACCAUACCGUCUAUUCAAUGUCGAUGGUCAUGCUGAACAUCCUGAUGCCGUUAAGCCAACUUAUGGUGCUAUUCCAUUUAUGAUUUCAAGCAGACCAGGCUCUGCUCUUGGUUUGUUCUGGUCUAAUGCCGCUGACACCUGGGUUGAUGUGAAAUACGACAACAAAGACACUAAAACUCACUGGAUGUCAGAGGCUGGUGUUCUCGACGUUGUUAUGAUCGUUGCUGACACCCCAUUGAAGGUCACUGAAUCAUUCACUGAACUAACUGGUAAGCCUGCAUUGCCACAACUUUCAAGUUUAGGUUACCACCAAUGUCGUUACAGUUACUACGAUGAAGAAGAUGUCAUGAACGUUAUCACUAAGAUGGAUGAACACGAAAUGCCAUUGGACUUCAUGUGGUUGGACUUGGACUACACUGAUGGAAGAAAGUUCUUUACUUGGAAAUCUGAUGCUUACCCAGACCCUCAACGUAUGUUGCGUACCUUAGAUGCUAUGGGACGUAACUUGGUUGUAAUUAUCGACCCUCAAUUCAAGCUUGGUUAUGAAGUCAGUGAUGACCUCAUUAAGAACAGUUCCGCAUUGAUCAUGCAUGAUGGUUCCGUCUUUAGCGGUGAUGGUUGGCCAGGUAAGUCCAUCUGGAUUGAUCCAUUAAGUCCUCACUUCCCAGCUGUCUGGACUGGCUUGUUCAAAGAUUUUAUUAAGGAUUCUAAGAACUUGUUUGUCUGGAACGAUAUGGAUGAGCCAUCUAUUUUCAGCGGUCCAGAAACUACUUCUCCAAAGGACUGUAUUCAGUUCGGUGGUUUUGAAUCAAGAGCUGUCCACAACUUGUACGGUAUUGCCCUCCAUGAAGCCACUUGCAAAGCUUUGGUAGAUGUUUACGCUGCUGAAGACAAGAGACAAUUUAUUUUAUCAAGAUCCUUCUUUGCUGGUUCUCAAAGAACUGCAGGGACCUGGACUGGUGACACCUAUGCAUCAUGGGAGCACUUGCAAUUGACUAUUCCAAUGCUUCUAGUCAGCAACAUUGUUGGUAUGCCAUUAAUUGGUGCUGAUGUUGGUGGUUUCUUCGGUAACCCAACACCAGAAUUGUUAACUCGUUGGUACCAAGCCGGUAUGUGGUAUCCUUUCUUUAGGGCGCAUGCUGACAUUGACACUGUGAGAAGAGAACCAUACUUGCUCGAUGAACCUUACAGAACUGUCGUUAGAGACGUUCUCAGACUCAGAUACUCUUUGUUGCCAACUCUUUACACAGCAUUCCAUGAAGCUUCUAUCACUGGUGCUCCAGUUCUAGCUCCAGUAUUCUACGAACACCCAGAAUUGGAUGAAGUCUACGACAUUGAUGACCAAUUCUUCGUCGGCCAACAAGGUCUAAUGGUUAAACCAAUUGUUGAACCAGAAAUCUCAACUACCAACGUAUACUUCCCACCAGGUCUAUUCUACGACUACUGGACCAUGGCUCCAAUUUACUCUAAGAAGGGUGAAUAUAAGACUCUACCAGUUUCUAUUGACACUUUCCCACUAUUCAUUGAAAGUGGUAAGAUCAUUACAAGAAGAGACCGUCACAGAAGAGCUAUCAAGUUGAUGAAACAUGAUCCAUUCACAUUGGUCUUGGCUCCAUCUGAACAAGGUACCGCUAACGGUUCAUUGUACCUCGAUGAUGGUGAAACUUUCGGUUACAAGGCUGGUAAGUUCUUGAAGGUUGACUUCCAAUUAGACUCAACCUCAAUUACCGGUAAGGUUUCUAACUUCAACGAGGAAUUUGCCGGCUUAAAGGUGGAGAACGUUAUUAUCGCAAACGAAAAGCACUUAGAUCUACAAGAUUCGGUUACCAUUGUACAAGGUAACACCAACUGGACUUCCACAGUUACAAGAACCGAAUACUACUACACCAUUAAAAACCCAGCUGUUGUCUUGGGCUCUGACUGGAAGAUUGUUUUCUAA
Molecule: messenger RNA, 2760 nt
Organism: Eremothecium sinecaudum
Lineage: Eukaryota; Fungi; Ascomycota; Saccharomycetes; Saccharomycetales; Saccharomycetaceae
Gene: ROT2
Product: glucan 1,3-alpha-glucosidase ROT2
Exons: 1
Coding region: 1-2760 (919 amino acids)
Biological process (GO): carbohydrate metabolic process; N-glycan processing
Cellular component (GO): glucosidase II complex
Molecular function (GO): carbohydrate binding; alpha-glucosidase activity
Source: RefSeq, a predicted model, not a curated record